UACAAAUACUUCCGGUUAAAUGUCACUUCAGUAUUUACAUUUAUGACGCAUCGGUUUUCUACUUGAUAAUUACGUGACUUGUUAUGGCUUUCCAUCCUCAUUCGGACGCAGAUGAAACUUUUGAUUUUCUUUUUAAAAUUGUAUUGAUUGGUGAUGCUGACGUUGGCAAAACAUGCGUGGUACAACGCUUCAAAUCUGGAACCUAUGUGGAAAAACAUGCAUCUACGAUCGGUGUUGACUUCACUAUGAGAACAAUGCAAAUCGAUGGCAAGCUUGUCAAGUUGCAGAUAUGGGACACGGCUGGACAAGAGAGAUUCAGAACCAUCACCCAGAGCUACUAUCGCAGUGCCAAUGGCGUGAUCAUGGCAUAUGAUAUCACAAAACGAACAUCAUUUGACAGCCUUCCACGUUGGCUGGAUGAUGUGAAGCGGUAUGCAGGACCAAGCAUUGUACAGAUAUUGAUAGGUAAUAAGCGUGAUAUGGAAAACAUGCGAGAAGUGACCUAUACAGACGCCAACUCAUUUGCUCAGCAUAAUCAUAUGAUUGCACAUCAUGAAACAUCAGCUAAAGAAAAUGUCAACAUUGAUGAAACAUUUGUGAAACUUGCUAAGGAGCUCAUGAGACGCUAUGGGGGUGGAAGUGUAUCUUUGGACAGCGGGGCUUCUAAUAACAUUAAACUGGACUCCAAAUCAGUCGGUGGGGGUUGGGGUUGCUGCUCAGGCUAAAAAACACCAAGAUACUGAUUGUAUGAAGAUGUUUUGCCUCAUUUGUCGUGAUUGUGUGAUUGUAUGUGUCUCGUUUGUCUAAAUAGCUUGAUGGUGUGUGUCUCAUUUUUGUGAUUAAAUGUGUGCGUCUUCUUUGUCUGAAUGGAGAGAUUAUGUGUGUCUCAUUAAAUAUAGUGGAAAAGGUUCAAGACCGAAAGUGUGGUUGUUUUUAGGUGUAUACUUAUUUGAGAUAUGUAACAUGUUGUGUUUGGAUUUGUACACUUCUAAUAAUUAAGAUAUUUAAAGGGUAUCAGAACAUUGUCCAGAAAUAAGCCUCAUGGUUUUUAAUUGUUAAUCAUUUAAUGUGCCCACUAAAAAAACCUACAACAAUAGAAACCUUGUAUUCUUAUUUAAACAAGUGACUUCUUAGCUUCAAGUUAUACAGUGUGAAACAGUCUGCCAUAAUUUUACAAAUUAUAUUUAGUGUCAUGUCUUCAUGGUAACAUAGUCAAGUACAGAUAAGUUUUGGUAAAAAUCCAUGCGUGUUUUGUUCGUUCUAUAUUAGUUUAGAAAUAUUUGUAAUAAGAGUUUGCUAUUAAACUGUUUAUGAUUUAAAGUUUGUCAACAUUAUGGUUAUGUAAUUAGUCUUGAAAAUGAAACUCAACAAGCUUAUGUUCCCAGAUCAUCAUUUAUCAAAGUUAACAUGUAAUGUUACAUGAGGAGUACACAAUAACAUAGUUCAUUUUGUUGAUCAUUGUGAGAUUUAUCAAUUCUUUGAAGACAUGAUCAUGUUGUAAACAUUGUCUCUGGUAAGUUUCAGUACGUGUAGAUUUUGUUCAAUAUUGUGUUUACUAUUGUAUUAUCUUGCUUAAAGAUAACAGAAUAUCAUGCUGGUCGAAUCAUGAACAUGUCAGCAAACAAGUUCAGGUAUAAAUACAAACUAAUAUCAGUGUUUUAUUAUACUUAUAGAUUUUAAGAUGUAAAUUACAACAUAUUGAUACCCUUGUUCAUGUUUUCAUAAACAUUUUUAGGAGUUUAACACUUGGAUGAGCGAGUGAUUAAUUUGCAUAGUAUGCACAUGUAAAUACUUUAUGUCAACUUGCUUCCAAUGUUUAGAUUUGUAUACGCCUGUUUUUAAAAACGGGUCGUAUUAUAGUUUCACCCUUGGCGGGCGACGUCCACAGCAGUGUCCGUUCUCUAAUUCAAAUAGUUUUCAUCCGAUCUUCACCAAACUUGGUCAGAAUUUGUGUCUAGACAAUAUCUAGGUCAAGUUCGAAUAUGGGUCAUGCCGGGUCAAAAACUAGGUCACGGGGUCACUUAGUGCAUUUUAAGGAUUAAGGAUGGUGUCCGCUCUCUAAUUGAAGUAGUUUUCACCCGAUCUUCACCAAAUUUGGUCAGAAGUUGUGUCUAGAUGAUAUGUAGGUCAAGUUCAAAUUUGGGUCAUGCCGGGUGAAAAACUAGGUCAUGAGUUUACUUAGUGCAUUUCAAGCAUUUAGCAUGGUGUCCGCUCUCUAAUUGAAGUAGUUUUCAUCUGAUCUUCACCUAAUUUGGUCAGAAGUUGUGUCUAGAUGAUAUGUAGGUCAAGUUCGAAUAUGGGUCAUGCCGGGUCAAACACGAGGUCACAUAGUGCAUUUCAAGCAUUUAGCAUGGUGUCCGCUCUCUAAUUGAGGUAGUUUUCAUCUGAUCUUCACCAAAUUUAGUCAGAUGUUACAUCUAAAUGAUAUCUAGGUCAAGUUCAAAUAUGGGUCAUGCCGGGUCAAUAACUAGGUCUCGAGGUCACUUAGUGCAUUUCAAGCAUUGAGCAUGGUGUCCAAAACCUUCGAAUGGGCGUAUCUUGUGACAGUUUGGCACUCUUUUUUAUAUAGACACAAUGUCCAACAAGGUAUUUAAAACAUUCACUACUGGCAUAUGGGUCAGACAUUCAUCUGCAAAAUGUGUUUUCUUAUUUAUAUUUGAGCUGGGCUUUGGUAUGACUGGGCUUAAUACAUGUGUGCUUUGUCCUAGAAUAGCCUUUACAUACCGAACACGCUACCGGUAAUCAAGGAUGACACUUUUUGCUUAUAUGGAACUUUUCAAUUAAAAGAAGUCUCAUCUAAACAGACAUUGUCAUCCCACAAUACUUAACCCACAUGCAUUAAGCCCAGUUUUCUCAGAUACAAACUCAUUUGUUAAUUCUGUUGUUAGCUGGGACAUAUUUGGUGUCAUUCUCUUGCAAUCAGUCUUUUAAAAUCCCCAAUGUGGUGUAGAUGUAGCAUUAUUUAUGUACUUAUAUGUAGUAUUUUUAAAUCUAUGUAUAAGACCAAUGUCUGCCAUUAGUGAUCCAGGGUUUAUGAGUAUAAAGAUGUUUUAAUCUGAUGUAAUGUGGGCUCAACACCUGCUUCUAAUUUGCAUACUUAGUGAUGUAAAGAUUCAUUGUUGCUUAUUUAUGUGAAGUCAAUGUUUAUUUGUCUUUAUUGAACACAUGAAGCUUUUUAUUUCUGUGCACAGCCUUUGUAUGUGACAUGCAGCACAUAUUUCUGUUGAUUAGCUUAAAAGCAUAAGAUUCAUUGGCUUUGGGACCAACCAUUUGACUUUGCUUGGUUAUAGAAGUGUUGUAAAUGGGAAGACAUAUUGGUCAGUAGUUAAGAUUGUAUUAUUUUUUGUGUUUAACUCGUAGUUUUAUUUAGUGCUGAAAUUGUGUCAUAUCCAUGUAUACAAGAUCUAAAUGAGCAUUUUCAAGGACACACAUUUAUUGGUUCAAAACUGUUCUAUAUAAAUAAAAAACAACUUAUUAUCAGAAUCAGAAUAAUAUGAUGCAUGUCCUUAGAAAAAUCGUAACUUAUUGUCAACAUUGGCUAGAGAUCAUUUUUGUUAUAUAAGUGCCUGUGUUUCUUUUACCGUAGUUUAAGGUUUUAAAUUAAGCGUAAGUAGGUGUGUUGUCCUAGGACCUACUUAGAUAAGAAAAAGUAGUUAUUACUUACUUUAAAUCCAUUAGAUUAUGGUUAACUACAGAAGUUGCAUGUGAGAAUUGUUUGGAAAUGUUAGUGCAAUAUAAUUACGUAUAACUUACUUUUUCUGUGUUAUAUUUACUAUUUUGUAAUAUCUACCAUUUUGACUAUAAUAUUUAUAUAUUGGUUAUAGUUGUAUACAUUUAGAGCAGAUCUUGCAGUUUACUCUGUUGACUUAUGGAGUAUUUAACUGGUGUUUGAAAUCUUAGUUUAUGGGGAAACACUUCCUGCUAUUAUAGUGAAUUUUUAACUAAAUAUUUUGAAUUGUGUUCAAGUAAAGGUUGUCAAUGUUUUUUUUAACAGCAUUUUUUUAAGAUGUUUAACAGUUAAUGUUUUAUAUGCUAUCUUUUUUUUUAAUGAAACAAAUUAAUAACAUCAUAUCGUUUCAGUUUACUGAAUCAAGUAUGCUGAGUGAUAUGUGUUAUUUAUUUACAUGUAGGGGAGAUCACUCUAGCGCUUAAAGUGUUACCAUUUAAUAUUUUGAUUUAAAAAAAUCAAUAAAGAAUGGCUUCAACAGUUUUAUUUAUGAAAAGGUGCAAUUUAAGUGACCCUUUGAGGUGUACAUUAUACACAUUUACGUUUAUACAUCUUUACAAAUGUAAGCUACAAAGUAAAUUGUUAUGUGCAUUUGUUUGCAUUUAUUAUGUUUCUGUUGAUAAUUUGGAUCAUUCCAGAUAUAGAUGUAUGUAUAAUUGUUUAAAAAAAACAAACAUAGUAGUAGAAGUUCAUGUAUGAUAUAGUAUUUUAAAUUAUAAUUUUAAGAUUGAGAAUUGACCUAUAGUAUUCAAUAUGAAAUUGUUAAACAAUGGCAACACUUUCAUAUGAUCAACUUUCAAUCUCUUCUGUCUUAAAAGUUGUAGUUUUAUUUAUUUGAAACCAUUACAACGUUCAAGGAUAGUGAUUAAGAAACAACAACAUCGUGUGCUAACUUAGUUGAAUGUGUGUUUGAAAGCCAAUAUACAGCAUGGUGUAUAUGUAUGUAUUUAAAUCUUCACUGAUUUUUUUACUGUUUAUAGUUAUUCUUAGUUGCAUCAUUUUAACCAUAAUACCCCUAAUGUGUGGUAAACAAUUGUUGCAAAAUCUUGUGUUCUCAAUAGUUUGCUUAAACAUUUUGUUCUGAAAAUCAUGGGAACGGAUCAUUGUGUACAUUGCAGUUAUGCUGUCAUGUUAUCCAAAAAUUGAGUGGUAAUAAUUUCAGAAGUUAUAUAUUUUGAGUGUUCACAAAGAAAUACAUGAUUCCUCAUUUGUAUAAAUGGUGAAUAUAUUAUAUUGAUAAUAAAUAUUUAAUUUAUAUUUCAGAACUAUUAUAAUAAACAUGAUAUCGUACAGUUUACUCAAUGUAACAGUUUUCUUUUAAUAUGUUAUAUUAAGUAUUUAAAAAAGAAUACAAAUACCUUAAUUUGUUUGCCAUGCAUACCUGUUUUUUAUGUUAACUAUGUUAGUUGUAAUCAACAAGUUUACAGAUAAAAUAUGUGGUAAUUUACCUCCAUGAUUGGUUAUUAUCCCCCGCCAUAGGCGGAAGGAUAUUGUUUUGGCGUUGUCCGUCCGUCUUUCCAUCCGGAGCCAUAUCUUGGAAGUACUUUGGCAGAUUUCAUUGAAACUUGGUAUGAGUAUAUAUAUGGCUAACAGGAUGAUGCACACCAAAUGGCAUUGUACACCAUCUGUUAAUAACGGAGUUAUGGCCCUUUGUAUCUUGAAAAAAUGCUUUUUAAUAUAAGCUUACAGCUUUAUCUCCAUUAACACAUGAGCCAGAGCCAUGAAACUUGCCAUAGUUGUUCUCAAUCAUUUGGGGGUGCUUCACAUUCAACACCCAUGAUCCUAGGGGCUAAGGUCAAGGUCACACAUUGAGGUCAAAGGUCACAAAUUUGAUCAAUUAUUAAUUGUUUAGUCAUUCCUUUACUAUGCCAUGAAACUUGCUAUAGUUGUUCUCUAUCAUCUGGGGUUGCUUCACAUUCAACACCCAUAAUCCUAGGGGCUAAGGUCUAGGUCACACAUUGAGGUCAAAGGUCUACACCCAUCCAUAAACAAAAUUUAUAUGGCGGCGGAUAUCAUUUCAACGAAUUUGCUUGUUAGUUUUAUCAAAUGAAUGUCCUUAAAAAUAAGGGAUAUCUAUGGAUGCCAUUUUCUGUGUAUGUAUAUUUUAUGUGAUAUCCAAAUAGUAUCCAUAUAGAAUAUAAUAUUAUUUGUUUUGUGCAUGUAUUUCUAGAGAUAUAAUGGAUAUGCAGUGAUAUUUUUACAAAUUUUCUCAUUUGAGUCCUGGGACUCGAUAACUUGCAAAUCUAUGAGUCCCCGAAUUGAAAGAAUGAGUCCAAAUAUAAACAAUAUUAUUUUUUGAGAAAUGUUUAUGCAUUUUUGGGACUCACAUUAUUCGAAACUUUGCAUCCCCAGAGGUUUUUGUGAGUCCAGGACGCAGGACUCGCAGGUAAAAAAAAUCACUGGAUAUGUGGACUCAAAGUUUCUCUAAUGCAAUACAAAGUGUUGUCUUGGUAUGAAAUAAUAUUUUCAGCCAGAAACCAGUUUCGCAUGAACCACUUAACUUUUUAUGUAGACUGCCCAUACGUUGGUACUUCCAUAAAUGUUUGUUCUGGGCUGGGUAAAAUUGACUAAUAAUUUUGUUAUUGUUAUAAAAUGUAUAAUAUAUUAUUGAUUGAUCAUUCUGAUUUGCAUAGUAAAGUCAAUAUUGUCUUAUAUUGAUUUCGCUUACCAUCCUUGUUGUAAACAUGUUUUAUUUUGUUCAUUAAUUAAAAAUCCAAAACAUGUCAAUCAAAUUUGUUUUACUCUCAAAUGGUAAGCCCAAUCAGUUGAUUGCCAUCACACUUGAAGAAGAUAUUUCCCUUGUUACAUUCAGAUAACAUCCAAUAAAACUUGCAGAGCAAUGCUUUCAGGAGCCAUCAGGUCAACAAAUUUAAACAGUAACAAGUGUACAGAAAGAUCAAGGAUUUCAAAAUUUUGUGAUGGUGCUAAAAAGUUGCAGGGUGGAAUUCAGAAUCAUGAUACUGACAUUAUUAGAUAAUUUUAUAAAUCAAGGUCAUGUCUUAGUAGAACACUUGUAAAGCAGACUUUGAAGCAAUCUCUAUUCAUUUGCUGUUGACUAUUUUCUGAAAUUCAUUUAAUUCAAUAGAUUCUCACUUUUUUGUGUUUAACAACAUAGAGCAGCAGCAGUAGAGGGGAACCAAAAUGCAGCAGGGGCAGCACCAUCCCAUUUCACUCGUGUUGUACCAUACCAAGUAUUAAGAUUCAUAAAGAUGUGUAUUUUGAUAA
Molecule: messenger RNA, 6952 nt
Organism: Dreissena polymorpha
Lineage: Eukaryota; Metazoa; Mollusca; Bivalvia; Myida; Dreissenidae
Product: ras-related protein Rab-43-like
Exons: 4
Coding region: 84-725 (213 amino acids)
Biological process (GO): regulation of exocytosis; protein secretion
Molecular function (GO): GTP binding; GTPase activity
Source: RefSeq, a predicted model, not a curated record